Messenger RNA from Cricetulus griseus (Chinese hamster), 3734 nucleotides. The record is from RefSeq and is a predicted model, not a curated record. NCBI's taxonomy places the organism in Eukaryota, Metazoa, Chordata, Mammalia, Rodentia, Cricetidae.
GCUGCGAGCCGCGGCUGGGAGGGCGUGACUGGGGAAGGCUGGAGGCUCGGCUUUUUCUCCCCGGCUGCAUCCAGAUGUGCAAGCCACCGGCCGCCAGGGAGGCUUCGCCGCGCAGCCCCGGCCUAAACGCCUUCCAGGAGGUUUGUCCCCGCCUGCGCGCCGUGCCCUGAGCUCUCAAGCCGGGAAAGCGCGCGGACAUGGGCGAGACCAUGUCAAAGAGACUCAAGUUGCACCUCGGAGAGGCGGAGAUGGAGGAGCGGGCGUUCCUCAAUCCCUUCCCCGACUACGAGGCCGCCGUCUCCAGCGCGGGGCUCGUCGCUGGAGCCGCCGAGGAAACGGGCCGUGUUUGCCCUCUCCCCACCUCAGAGGACCCGGGCCUCCCUUUCCACCCCAACGGGAAGAUUGUUCCUAACUUCAUAAAGCGUAUCCAGACCAAAAUCAAAGAUCUUCUACAGCAAAUGGAAGAAGGACUGAAGACAGCUGACCCUCACGAUUGCUCUGCAUAUACUGGUUGGACAGGCAUAGCACUUUUGUACCUGCAGCUGUACCGGGUCACUGGUGACCAGACCUACCUGCUCCGAUCCCUGGAUUACGUGAAGAGAACCCUCCGAAAUCUGAGUGGUCGCAGAGUCACUUUCCUUUGUGGAGAUGCUGGGCCCCUCGCCGUGGGAGCUGUGAUAUAUCAUAAACUCAAGAGUGAAUGUGAGUCCCAGGAAUGCAUCACCAAACUUCUACAGAUGCAUAGAACGAUUGUCUGUCAAGAGUCAGAGCUUCCUGAUGAGCUGUUGUUUGGACGGGCAGGUUACCUGUAUGCCUUACUGUACCUGAACACGGAGAUUGGCCCCGGCACUGUUGGUGAGACAGCUAUUAAAGAGGUGGUCACUGCUAUUAUUGAGUCAGGAAAGACUUUGUCAAGGGAAGAGAGGAAAACUGAGCGCUGUCCUCUCUUAUAUCAGUGGCACAGGAAGCAAUAUGUUGGAGCAGCCCAUGGCAUGGCUGGAAUCUACUACAUGUUAAUGCAGCCAGAAGCAAAAGUGGACCAAGAAACCUUAACAGAAAUGGUGAAACCUAGUAUUGAUUAUGUGCGCCACAAAAGAUUCCGAUCUGGAAAUUACCCAUCUUCCUUAAGCAAUGAAACAGAUCGAUUGGUCCACUGGUGCCAUGGUGCUCCUGGAGUCAUCCACAUGCUCUUACAGGCGUAUCAGGUUUUUAAGGAGGAAAAAUACUUGAAAGAGGCCAUGGAGUGCAGUGAUGUGAUUUGGCAUCGAGGUCUGCUCCGGAAAGGCUAUGGAAUCUGCCAUGGCACCGCUGGAAAUGGUUAUUCCUUUUUGUCCCUUUACCACCUUACACAAGAUAAGAAGUACCUCUAUCGAGCCUGUAAGUUUGCAGAGUGGUGUCUUGAUUAUGGAGCACAUGGGUGUCGCAUUCCUGACAGACCUUAUUCCCUCUUUGAAGGUAUGGCUGGUGCUGUUCACUUUCUCUCUGAUAUCUUGGUACCAGAGACGUCACGGUUUCCAGCAUUUGAACUUGGCUUUUUGCAGAAAGAUUAAAAAGGUGCAAAAGGACAACUAACAUACCCAUUGGACCAAAAGCCACCUGACUGAUUAGUGCCUGACACAGAACUUACUGAAAAUCCUAAAAGAGGAAGAAAAAUAAAAGGGCAAAAAUCUCCACAAGCCCCUUUUGUUGCAAAGACCCCCAAAUUAGAGCAUGAGUGAUAGAAACUACAUCAUCAGCAUUUUGUGACAGCGUUUCCCUUAACGGUGAAAUAAGAACUCUUCAUAUCUAGGCUCCCCGUAGUGUGCAUGUUUCUUGGUGCUUGUCUAUAGGUGUAAACUGACUAAAUAGAAAAGCCACACUUUCACUUGAACUCUUAGCUGAGCAUGUGUGACUGUUUAAGGCGACAGCCCCACAUUUUUGUAUAUAGUAUCUAAAGUAGAGUGUCAUCUCUAUCAACAGAGAAACAGUUGUAUUACAUGUCUGAAACAUCAGCUAGCAAAUCUAGAUACCCUGUGAGAAAACUGUGUUCGCAUUUUCCAUGGGCCAUUUUCAGAAGCACAUGAGUGAAAGACAGCUUCCUGAACCAGCAGGAGAGUGGGUGAGUCAGCGUGCACUGCAGAGUUAGGGAAGGCACAGUUGACACCACUUCCUCAUUGUAUCUUUCGGUCAAUACAAUUAGUGACUAAACAUUAGCAAUUCUCAGACAUUCACCCAGAUACAUAUUAUUAAAACAGACUCCAACUGUCAUCAGUAUUGCUGUGUAAAACAGAGUAGAUAUAAUGCCAGUCUGAUCCAUCCAUAUCCCUUCAAAACUUUAUUUCAUAUUUUGAUAAAUUAUUAAAGUUAUGAAUUUAAAAUUAAAACAGUCCUUAUUUUUCAUACAAGUUGAAGUGAUAAAAAUAAAUUCUAGGCUGAAUUUAUACACAUAAGGAACAAAAUAUUGUAACUAAGACAAAUGUUAUCUAGAUGAUUUUAAAAAUGAUUUUUAAGGGCAUUAAGUUGGUUUCAUCUAUGGUUAGUAAUUCUGUCACAAAAAAUUUCAGAAUUUGGUUAUUGUUCAUGAUACAAGUGGGUUAGAUUUCCUAAGCAUGUUUUCUUGUAGAAAUAAUGUCAUAAAAAACAAAGCAGGAUUGUGUAAUGAUCUGGACCUCAGUACUUUCAUAUUGUCACCAUCCUGGAAUGGUGACAGUCUGAAAUAGAAGGUUUCUUCAUGCAUGGACCAUUUUGAGUGUUGAACCUUGCUUGUGGGGCUAGUACCCUAAACAUCUGGCCUUUAGUUUCCAUCCAGGUGAUGCCUCAGAAGUCUCUUCAUACAGGUACACUUGAUUCUAAAUCAUGACUGUUCUGUUCACCAUGGGUUGAUUACUUCUAUGUGUAUAAAUCCCCAGGAUUAUCCUUUAACUCACUUCCUGAGCCUGAUAAUGGGCUUCUCAGGGCUGCCCAGUACCUCGUGACCUGAAGGCAGAGCAAACCAUUCCAAACAGUCUUGAGGGGAAGCCGUUCUGCACAAGACCUCAUGUGCUGUCAGUCUCAUCUGAACCAAACAUUUUUCAUUUUCUUACGCAUUUCAUCAAAAGUAUUACAUGGCAGAGCUAAUCUCUGAGAUCCUGAUUGUUUUGAAGGAAGCUCCUGGGGCUAAGUAGGAAGCCCUUUUCUGAAUCAGGGUGGCAGCUUGUAGAGCUUUGAGUGAGGUCCUCAAGGUAGCAGUAGCAGUGGUAAGUCUUUCCUUAUGUUUACUCAUGCCUGUCUCUUUGUGACCAACAUGCUGAGAGAAAAAUCAAAUACCCAUAGGAUGAAUGGGGAAGGGUUUGUUUACAGAUUUCCUUUAAGACAGGUGGACUGACACCUUCCGCCUCACCACGGUGUAUCACCAGAUGUGCAUCUCAGUCGCUCUACACUGACUCCCUUCCUUGUACCCACUGCAUAUGCUGCUGUCCUACAAAAGCUGCAACCCCCAUCCCAUGGGGCAAAGGAAAGUGGCAUGUGAAUCAGGACUGAGGGCUCACAUUUAACCAUGUGAUAGUUAUAAACAAUUGACAUCAAAUUUAAGAACCUCUCACUUUUGUUUCUUAGGCUUGUUUUAUGUCAACGACUGUAUUCUAAAUGUGGUGAAAAUUUAAAAAUAUGUACACACAGAAUACCAUUAAAAUCUGGAGGGAAAAUGUUAAUGUCCACAGAAAGUGUUUGGGGUUCUUUGGUUUUGUUAAUAAAAGACAGUUUGUGGUGAUGACUUA